Phaeodactylum tricornutum CCAP 1055/1 is the source of this 1204-nucleotide messenger RNA. RefSeq lists its product with no specific name. The coding region runs from base 1 to 612 and encodes 203 amino acids. The record is from RefSeq and is a predicted model, not a curated record. Lineage: Eukaryota; Bacillariophyta; Bacillariophyceae; Surirellales; Neidiaceae. The transcript has a single exon.
AUGCAAGGUAGCCGUACGCUCUUGAAAUACGCCAGUCCAUUACGGCGCAAAAUCUCGAUGCGAUGGGCAAGCGCUGUCGGUCAGCAUCCGAUUCGAGGGAAUAUUCCAAUUCAUGGACACGGUAUUGCACUAGAACAGUAUGCUGAAGUUGAUCGAGCAUUUUCCGAGGAAGAAGUUCGGGCUUUCGGAAUGUUAGUCAACGACAUGAAUCCUUUGCAUCGGUCUUGGUCGAUCAGGGAUGACUUGCCGAGCGAAAUCCAGGAUCAUGAUAUGCUCCACUGGGACGAAACGUCUCGCCGCAGCAAAGUUCUUGUACACGGAAUGCUUGCAUCGACUUUGUUCACCUCCAUUUUCGGAACGCUGAUUCCUGGAGCGGUGUAUUUGUCGCAACAUUUAGAUUUUCGAAAACCGGUUUUCGCGAAUGAACUCGUUACUGGUCGAGUUGUCAUUGAUAGAAUACGGCAAAUGAAAAGGAAAGGAUUAAUCGUUACAUGCAGUACCCGAAUUGUGUCUGGAGACGAAGUAUGCAUCCGAGGAGAUGCAAAUGUUUGGAUACUAAAUGGUACCCUGGAAAAGGAAACGUAUGCAACCUUCGACGCAACCGCGAAAUGAAUAGCCAGAUAAUCUACGAAGAAAAGGGUAACACUAUUUUCCCAUCGCUCUGUAACAUAUGUUUUCUGGCGUAGCCUGCAAUAAGAAUCACAACCGUCCAUACGAUGGCCAUCAGUUUUAUUAGGCUCUCAUCGACGCCUGCCUCCGGAGAUGGACCUGUUUUAGAAGCCAGGGAGCGAUUUUCCUUCUUUUUUAUAAAUUUGAGGUCCGCUUCCUUUAGUUCAUCGACCAAUUCUCUCUUUAUGAGAGAUGACACAGUAUCAGUAUCGGACAAGUCGUCGUCGCCAUCAUUAAAGGGUUCGGUACCAAGCCUCGAUUCAAAGUCGGCCAUUUCCGUAUUUUUCAAACGAUAAACGGCGCCAGUUGGGCUGGGAUCUGCGACCCGACGGAUCGAUUCCAGAAUGGCGUCCGUGUCCUUCGACAGCUUUUGUAUCUCCUGGUCUAAGGUGCCUUCCCAAUCCUCUUUUGUCCUCUGCGAAGGCGGGGGUUUUAAAUCGAAGUUUCGCUGCCGCGAGGCAGAAUUCAUCUGUACUUUGCUUGGCGUCGCGCUUAUGUAUAAUGUGAACGAUUCAAAUGGACGGCGUUUCACGCA